CUUCUCGCGCUUUGUGAUGACGCACAGCGCACUGCGUGUGUUUCAAACAUGGCAGCAGUUCAAGUAAGCGAAGCGGAGAAGGUUUAUAUCGUACACGGCGUUCGAGAUGACCUGAGACUGGACGGGCGAGGAUGUGAAGACUACAGACACAUGGAGAUCGAGACAGACGUGGUGUCAAACACCGAUGGAUCUGCUAAAAUCAGUCUUGGUCUUACAGAUGUUCUCGUAGGAGUAAAAGCAGAGAUUGGUAAACCCAAACCCAUGGUGCCGGAUGAAGGCUAUCUGGAGUUCUUCGUGGACUGCUCGGCAAACGCCACGCCGGAGUUUGAGGGGCGUGGAGGGGAGGAGCUGGGGGUGGAGCUUAGUAACACGCUCUAUAAAGUGUUCAACAACAGACACAGCGUGGACCUGCGUUCGCUCUGCAUCUGUCCAGGAGAGAACUGCUGGGUGCUGUACGUGGACGUGUUGCUGCUGCAGUGUGAUGGAAACCUGUUUGAUGCCAUAUCCAUCGCGAUAAAAGCUGCUCUCUUUAAUACGCGAAUUCCCAAAGUGCACGUAUCUGAGGAUGAGGAGGGAGUGAAGGAGAUCGAGCUGUCGGAUGACCCUUACGACUGCAUGCGGCUUAACGUGGAAAAUGUGCCUUGUGUCGUAACCCUCUGCAAGAUUGGUCACAGACACGUAGUGGACGCCACGCUACAGGAAAAGGCCUGCUCCGUGGCCAGUCUCUUGAUUUCAGUCACACACAGAGGCAUGGUCACAUGUGUCAGGAAAAUGGGAGGAGGAAGUUUGGACCCAGAAAGUAUCUUUGAGAUGACAGAGGCUGGGAAACGUGUGGGGAAGGCUCUUCAUGCUCCUCUCAUGGAGCUGCUGCAGAAAGAAGAAAGUCUUGGCAAGAAACGGCAGAAAGUGGGAUUCCUCGGAUAGCUUCCUGUUUUGUACCUUUUUUUUGUUUUGUUUUUCCAAUAAAUGAGCAAAAUUUUCUA
Puntigrus tetrazona (Sumatra barb) is the source of this 983-nucleotide messenger RNA. It is a transcript of the gene exosc7, whose product is annotated as exosome component 7. The transcript is spliced from 8 exons. Lineage: Eukaryota; Metazoa; Chordata; Actinopteri; Cypriniformes; Cyprinidae. Gene Ontology annotation, biological process: U1 snRNA 3'-end processing; nuclear mRNA surveillance; U5 snRNA 3'-end processing. Bases 49 to 924 code for a protein of 291 amino acids. The record is from RefSeq and is a predicted model, not a curated record. Gene Ontology annotation, cellular component: nuclear exosome (RNase complex); cytoplasmic exosome (RNase complex).